AUGCCCAAACCAGUGAGACCACACCAGUGUUCCCACUGUGGAAAGAGUUUUAAGUGGGUAUGUUACCUGAAAGAGCAUGAAAGAAUACCCACAGGAGAAAAGCCAUUCCAAUGCUCUCAGUGUGGAAAAGGUUUUACCCGGGUAGUGAACCUGCAAACGCAUUUGAGAACGCACACAGGGGAGAAGCCCUACCACUGCUCAGAUUGUGGAAAGAGAUUUACCCAGCUAGGGAACCUGAAAUCACAUGAGAGAACACAUUCUUUAGAGAGACCUUUUCAGUGCUCACAGGGUGGAAAGAGAUUUAUCAAGUCAUCAAAUCUGAAAGACCAUAAGAGAAUACACACAGGAGAAAAAACAUUCCAAUGCUCUCAGUGUGGAAAGGGUUUUACCUGGGUAGGGAACCUGAAAACGCAUUUGAGAACACACACAGGGGAGAAGCCUUUCCAAUCCUCUCAGUGUGGAAAGAGAUGUAUUCAGUCAUCGCAUCUGAAAGAUCAUAAGAGAAUACACACUGGAGAACGACCAUUCCAAUGUUCACAGUGUGGAAAGGGUUUUACCUGGGUAGGGAGCCUGAAAACGCAUGAGAGGACACACACAGGAAAGAAGCCUUUCCAAUGCUCUCAGUGUAAAAAUAGUUUUAGCAAGUUAGGGAACCUAAAAAUGCAUGAUAGGACACACACAGGAGAA
Molecule: messenger RNA, 687 nt
Organism: Coregonus clupeaformis (lake whitefish)
Lineage: Eukaryota; Metazoa; Chordata; Actinopteri; Salmoniformes; Salmonidae
Product: zinc finger protein 391-like
Exons: 1
Biological process (GO): central nervous system development; regulation of transcription by RNA polymerase II
Cellular component (GO): nucleus
Molecular function (GO): DNA-binding transcription factor activity, RNA polymerase II-specific; RNA polymerase II cis-regulatory region sequence-specific DNA binding
Source: RefSeq, a predicted model, not a curated record